AUUAUGAGAGAAAAUACUUUGGAUGAAAUUGAUAGUGGUGCAAACAAAGGCGAAGUUGAAUAUAACGUAAAAACAGACAAAGUUCACAUUUUAGGCUUAAAAGAUCAUGGAUCUGUUGAAGAGAGUAAAGUUGGCCAUAGAAACAGGUUACAAAUGUCUCAUGAAACCCUUCAAAAUGCUGGUGUAUCAGCGAAUCAAACUCGUGAAGCUAAAGAUAGUCGUGUGGACGACGCGAUUCGUGUUUCCCACGAGAAUCGUGGAUAUAAUGUGGGACGAGUUGCUAAUGAGUAUCGUGUUGUCGAAGAAUGGAAGUCGUCUUCAGAGUUUCAUGAAAACAGAAAAAAGGAAAGUGGUAAUUUUAAUGUUGAUGAUAAAUAUGGAGAAUAUGUGAAGUUAAAAGCCAAUGCUCCACUACGUACAGAGAGGUUACAGCCAAUCAACUUCUCUUCCAAGGAGACAGCCGCAAUGACGUCACGUAGUAUGGCGUCACAUGACAACCGUUCAAGAAACAUGAUGCCCAGUGAUUCAGUGAGAAAUUAUACCAACAUGGGUUACAGUCAAUAUGGCGAUGAUGUGUCUAGUGUUGAUUAUCAACAACCUGUUGUUGUUGUGAGAACAUUUGAUCAUCCAGGAAAGUCGAACUAUUACAGACAAAGGAGAUCACUGCCAAGAAACCACUCAAGACUAAACUUCAAAAAAUCUUCAACUACUCCCAGACAAAAACCUUUACCAUCUGCCUGGACAAUAAACCUUAGAACUUUGCCGUCUAGUUAUGAAAAUUAUGAAGAAAUGAAAGUUUGCGAAACUGAAAGUCAUGGUUUUGCUAAUGGCAGAAGCUACAUCGUUGAAAACUGUCCAAAAAUGCUAAAACCUCGACUUAUUAGAAGACUUCUGCAUCAGAAGUAGAU
Messenger RNA from Xenia sp. Carnegie-2017, 908 nucleotides. RefSeq lists its product as uncharacterized. The coding region runs from base 4 to 906 and encodes 300 amino acids. The record is from RefSeq and is a predicted model, not a curated record. Lineage: Eukaryota; Metazoa; Cnidaria; Anthozoa; Malacalcyonacea; Xeniidae. The transcript has 2 exons.